This is a messenger RNA of Erpetoichthys calabaricus (reedfish), 6310 nucleotides long. RefSeq names its product copine VII (gene cpne7). The transcript has 16 exons. Bases 712 to 2391 code for a protein of 559 amino acids. Gene Ontology annotation, cellular component: plasma membrane. Gene Ontology annotation, biological process: cellular response to calcium ion. Gene Ontology annotation, molecular function: calcium-dependent phospholipid binding. NCBI's taxonomy places the organism in Eukaryota, Metazoa, Chordata, Cladistia, Polypteriformes, Polypteridae. The record is from RefSeq and is a predicted model, not a curated record.
UCGCUCGCUUUCUAUUACCGAGUUUGUGUGGAAACUAGAGGGCUGUGCAAGAAGCGCUUAAAGAAUACGAACAAGUUGCAUCGGAGACAAUUACUGGGUUGGUUUCUUUUGACCAGGUGCCUUUUGAGUUAAAGCUACUGGUAUCACAAAACCUGCUCUUCAUUCUUCUAUUAAUGUUUAUCAGAGGUCUCAUUUAUCUCACAAAUUGCACAGAAGUCUGCUGCUCAAUGGAUUCACAUUUGAUUUGAUGAAUAUGUCCAACUUUAUGGAAAUGCAGAAAGUCGUAUGAAAACUAACGACAGGUGUUCUGACAGCUCAUUACAUUUUGAUGUUCGUUUCUCAAUUCAAAUAUUUCUUCAGCUAAAUAUUUUUUUAAACAGACCUAAAGGAGAAGCCAUGCAAUGAAGUCAGGACUGCAUUUAUCAAAAUCGCUUUCAAAUAAAUCUAUUAUUUCAAAUUGGAAAUAUUUCAGUAAAAACUGCCUUGUAUUUCAGAAAGGAUCCAUCCAAUUUCAGGAUCUCAAGUCAUAUUAAGAAAAAUGAUAAUAAUGUUUACCUCUUGCUGUUGAACAACUUUGGAAACACCAAGUAGUUAACUAUAAAAUUACUGCAUCUGUGUAUAAGGGACAUUUAUUUACUUUUUUUAAUCUGGACCUUAAAAAGACUUUAUUUGACAGCUGGUCUUUCCAACUGAAGACAUAGUAAAUCCAAGAUGAAUGAAAUUCAAGAUUUAGCAUCUCCAUCUGCACCUAUUGGAGUUGUUCCCACAGCUUGUGUUUGCAAAGUGGAACUUAGGGUCUCAUGUAAAUCAUUAUUAGAUCGGGAUACCUUAAACAAAUCUGAUCCAAGUGUGGUUCUGCUGGUGCAAGCUCAGGGGCAGUGGACAGAGAUUGACAGGACUGAAGUCAUCAAAAGUAACCUGCACCCUGUGUUCUCCAAAGUUUUUACACUGGAUUAUUACUUUGAAGAAGUGCAAAAACUUCGAUUUGAGGUGUACGACAUUCAUGGGCACUGCAGCAUUGGCACUCGUGACGAUGACUUCCUGGGAGGGAUGGAGUGCACCCUGGGCCAGAUUGUGGCCCAGAAGAAAAUGACAAAGCCGUUGUUCUUAAAAUAUGGAAAAUACGCAGGGAAAUCGACAAUAACAGUUAUCGCAGAAGAGAUUUCUGGGAACAAUGGCUAUGUUGAACUCUCAUUCUGUGCCAAAAAACUAGAUGAUAAGGAUCUCUUCAGCAAGUCUGAUCCAUUCCUGGAGAUUUACAGGAUGAAUGAUGAUGACAGUGAGCAACUUGUGUAUCGGACAGAGGUUGUUAAGAACAACCUGAACCCUGUCUGGGAGCCGUUUAAAGUCUCCCUGAACUCCCUGUGCAGCUGUGAUGAGAAUCGAAAACUUAAGUGUUUGGUGUGGGAUUAUGAUUCACGAGGAAAACAUGACUUCAUUGGUGAGUUUUAUGCCACCUUUGGGGAGAUGCAAAAGGUCAUGAGUGGUAACAAGGUCAGCUGGGACUGUGUCAAUCCAAAAUAUAAACUGAAGAAGAGGAACUACAAAAACUCUGGAGUGGUUAUUCUAACUGACCUGAAGCUUCACAGAGUAUACUCCUUUCUGGAUUACAUCAUGGGAGGAUGCCAGAUACAUUUUACAGUUGCCAUUGACUUCACAGCUUCUAAUGGGGAUCCUCGUAACAGUUGCUCUCUCCACUACAUCAAUCCCUACCAACCCAAUGAGUAUCUGAAAGCUUUGAUCGCAGUGGGGGAAAUCUGCCAGGACUAUGACAGUGAUAAAAGGUUCUCUGCUUUGGGAUUUGGUGCUAGAAUUCCUCCAAAUUAUGAGGUUUCCCAUGACUUUGCCAUCAAUUUCAACCUUGACGAUGAUGAAUGUGAAGGUAUCCAGGGGGUUGUGGAAUCAUACCAAAGCUGUCUGCCAAAAAUUCAGUUGUAUGGUCCAACAAACGUGGCGCCCAUUAUCAACAAAGUAGCCAGACUUGCAGCAGAAGAGGAAAAGACAAAGGAAGCCUCACAAUACUACAUCCUUCUCAUUUUAACAGACGGUGUGGUGACAGACAUGGCUGACACCCGUGAAGCCAUUGUGCGUGCAUCUUACCUGCCUAUGUCCAUCAUUAUUGUGGGUGUCGGCAAUGCAGACUUUACAGACAUGCAGAUUCUUGAUGGAGAUGAUGGAAUUCUGCGUUCACCAAAAGGAGAGCCGGUGCUCAGAGACAUUGUCCAGUUUGUUCCAUUUAGAGAUUUCAAAACAGCUUCCCCCGCUGCUCUGGCUAAAUGCGUCCUGGCUGAGGUCCCCAAGCAAGUGGUAGAGUACUACAGUUAUAAGGCCUUUCCCCCUAAAUGUCCAAUAAUGGAUUCCCCUAUAUCAACGGCAAACACUCCAGAGUAAACAUUUAUCAGAAGCUGAUGUGGAUUUCCAACCUGUGAUUUGGAUGGAGAAAAAAAAUUGUGUAGAGUGACAUGAAUGGUUUGGAGUCUGAUAAAUUAUAUACACUGUUUACAUUCUAGGAAAAGCAGGAUGAACACAAAUACUUCAUUUUUUAGUUUCAUUCCAAUUUUCCACAAUUGUGCAUAACACUGCAAAUAAAGUAAAUGUCAAUAUGCACUACAGUUUUAUUGAUUGUAAUGGACUAAACAUUUGCCUGCUGCAGUCUGGGUUCUCCUUUGUUCACAACUGCCAGGGGAUGCAUGUUAAAAAAGUGAGGCCCUGUGGACUUGGGUUUACUUGUGUUUUAUCUCCUACUGUUACUUUCAAUAGAAAGUAUAUGCUACAAGUUAACCAACUUUGUUACUUUCCCAGUGUUUUGAAUCCAAAAGAGUGAUUAGAAGUUCAUUUACAGGAGUAGAGCAGGUUUACAAAGAAACACACACACAGCCUAAAAUGCAAAGGGAUAAAGGAGUAGACUUGGAGUCUACAGUCUAGUUUUGCCUGCUUUCAUAUUUAAAUCAUAUGCAUUUUAUUUUUAUUCAGCUAGGACCCUGACUGACUCUUUAAACAAGACACAGACUAAAUUAUUUUAAGGCUCGUUUUUCAAGGCAUUAUUUGCUUGACUUCCUGUAAUGUUAAGAAUUGUCCACCUUAAUUUUGCAUCCCCUCCCUUAACAAUGCUGCUAGAAAUUUUGUGAACUGUUAUUUUCCAAGUGAAUUAACACAUUAACUGAAUUUUCCAUGAAGUGUCAAGAUUCAGAAAUUGAAAAACACAUCAAGUUCAGUGCUGCAGUCCAUAGACCCCUAAACUAAAUGGAUAUUUGGCAUAAAUUACACUUGACAUCCUGUCGCCUCCUCUCCAGUUGUUGCCUGCUUCCUGUUUGUGUCUGCUUUAUAUUGCUUUUACUCUUUUAUAGAUGAGGCUAGUUAAGCAUGGAUUGGAAAAGUAUUAUUAAUUAUUAAAAUUCACAAAUCAUCUGCUUUACUGCAUAACAAAACACCCUGAAGGUAAUUUGAUUAAACAGACAGCAAAAUAGGAAAACAACUAUUGCUUCCCAAAUACUUCCCCAUCUGAGCAUACAGUACAUAUGGACUGUAUUAUUUAUUUAAUCUUUAUUAUGUCAGUAUUUAUUUCAACCAACUAUGUUUCUAUAUGUGUCACAUUUUUCUAAAUAAACUGAAUGUUAGCUUGCAGACCUAUUGUUUUUAGUCAUUUCAGUCUGGUCAUUUAGAAAAUAAACUAUGCACUUGCAGUAUACAGGAUCGAAGUAUUUGAAUUCUUUUUGAGAAUUAACAAAAUAGAUAAUUUCAAGCAAUUCAAAUGAGUUUGAAAAUAUAGCUUAUUCUCACUUGUAUCAUACCAGAUUGCAUAGAAUAUUACUACUGCUUUAACCUUCAGUUAAUGUACUGGCUACACAAAAAGCAGCAUAUUCCAGUAAUUCAAAGAUAAUUACUGUAUAGAUGACUUCCUGCUUACAUUCAUGCGUUGCCACAGUAUAAUGUUCCAGCAUAUGUUACUUAUUAGAAGACUGCUGCCAGGCCCUUGGUUUGUCAUGCAUUAUUCAACAUUAUUUAUUGUGAAUUCUUUGCCAUUUACAUUAUGAAAGAGAGGCUGCACACUUGGAUGCCUGCUAUUCAUCCUGUAUCUCUGAGCAAGACCACUCAAUACAUUGUGCAAAAAACGUGUUUCUAACUACCAUGUGGGCACAGGAUGUAAUCUGCCUAAAUGUCAAGAAUGUUGAAUACUUUUUGCCCCUAAACUUACAGAACAAGGUACUUGAGCACUGUGUGGCAAGAAGCACUUUGCAGUUGAAUUACUGGUUUAUUCUAAAACUAAAUGAAACUGCCACACUCACAGACAGCUCUUCUUCCUCUGCAACACGGGGGAGGAGGAGGUAAUUGCUUUAUUAACUUGCUGCACACUGACGUCAAUACUUUAAAGUAGGGUGCUUAUCGGUGCCUUUUUGCCUGAACUCUUCAGGUUUUAAAGUAACUGGCUGAUUUUUGAAAAAUGUACUACAGUGCUUCAUCAGAUUGGUACGCAUAAUAUUAUUUUGUACACAAUCACCAAAUCAUGAAAUUGUUGGGACAUGAUGUAUCAAAAUAAUUGACACAUAUGGAGUUUUAGGAAUAAAACAUGUAGAAGCCUACACAACUGAACAAAUGUGCAGUGACUCAAGGUAUUUCUAUUCAACGUCUUUAGCAAUGCACUCAACAGUUACAGGGCUGGUUUUGUCCUGUUUAGGUUCCUUUUCUUAAAAGAAGGAGGAAUGCUACCACACAUCCAGUAUCUGUUGUGCCGUAUUCUCAAUAAUGACUUUGUUAACAUACUUUUGUCUUGUCGAUCUCACAGACAGCCUCAGAUGCAAGUCAGGAACAAAAUGGUGCUCUCAAAAUUAGGUCACACAUGGCACAGCUAUGCACACUGCCAUACCUCAUACAAGGACAAUUUUGAGAACCCAAUUAAUGCAUACCUCCCAAUGUUUUAUGAUGUGGAAAAAACCUGGUACCCAUAUAAGAUUCCAGAUGAAUAGAGAUUGGGCUGGAUAAUGGGAAUCCUUUAUUAUUUCAAAUAUAUUGAACUAUAGCAGAGUAGCACAGUGGUUCACAUUCAGAACCACCUCAGUCACUAUCUGUACUGUGUGCGUGUUUCUCCGUUAUUGUUGAUUUCCUUUCCUUGGUACUCUGGUUUUACUCCCACGUCCCAAAGGCAAUGUUGAUUGACUGGUGACUCUACAUUGCUUGAGUGUGUGACUACCUGUGCCCUGAUAAGGUUUAGGGUUUGUAACUGUGAAGAAAGGUUAAAGAUCCCUAUAAGACUACUGUGUAAAAAAAAAAAAAAAAAAAAAAAAGAUGUUUAAAUAUUUUUUGUGCAGAAUAUACUUGUGCCAUGAUUUGAUGAACUAUAAUCUAAAUCUCCCAAGUCCACCUAGAGAAUGAAACUGUUCAGUCACAGGGCAAACACUGCUGGGAGAAAUCUGCAAACUCCAAACAGAAAGUGACUUGGCAAGAACUGGAGAGCAGCUCUAACCACAGCACCACCUGGCUGCCCUGAGUUUUCUCACUGAAUCUUAAAAUACAUUUAACAAAAAAAAAUGCACUAACAUCAUCUUAGUUCACCUUCUACACCUGUAUUAUUAUUUUAUUACAAAAUACAACUGAAGUUUAUAGAUAAAGAGUUAAAAGAAAUAUACAUUAGUAUUUUAUAAACAAAACAUUGUAGUAAUAGAUAAUGAGCACUGAAAUUAAUAUAAGUAUAUAUAAAGUCAGGUGACUAAAGCACAAAGCAAAAUUAUAAGUGAUCUUGUGCACUUUUAUUUGUACAGAUUUCAAGUGUCCAAAGAUUUGCAGGCAAAAGAUGUUUUACUGUCUUUUCCAGUGACAGAUGGUAGAGUGUUUGUUCUGCAUUUCUCUCCUCAGACAUGUUGUAUCACUUCAGUAUGGCUGCUCAGUGCAGAUGGAACUGAUGGAAACAUGAGUGGCUUACUGUCAAAAACAACAAAAAAUAUCUCAGAAUUAAAUAUUUUCCCAGAAUGUUAUGAUUUUAAAAGUCUAAGUAAGAGUAAAUAAAUAAAUAUCCCAUGUACAGUAAAAUAUCAAUAAAUGAGUUACUUUUUUAUAAGAAACUAAUAUGGUAUUCAGAAAAAAUAUUGCAUGCUAGUGUUUAAAAUAUAUUGUCUUUUUUCUUGUAUAAUAUGUGUCUUCAUGGAAAACAAACAGAAUAAAGUAUUACCUCUGUAGGUAACAGAUUUACCUUAAAGAAAGUGACUGCAUGAUAAAUUUGUAUUUGUGAAUAAGAGAAACACAAUUAUUAUAAAAAAAUGUGUAUCCUUUGUCUCUUUAUAAAAAAAUAAAUAAAAAUGUAAUAUUCAUUUAAUUA